UCCACCGCACCCACUGGAGGCUGGAGGCUGCCUGGGAAGCUGGAGCAUCCCUGUUUUGUUUCCCCACCGACCCAGCAUCAGUGAACAAAAAGAAGCAUAGCCAAAGCCUUAUGCUGACCAUCUGAGCAGACAUGGGAUGCAUGUGGGGAGGGAUUGGUCAUUUAUCGCAGAGCUAGCUGACUGGGGCUUUUUUCAUUUAACACUACAUUCAACACCAUGGCUAAACAGUACGAUGUGCUCUUCCGACUCCUGCUUCUCGGAGAUUCUGGGGUUGGGAAAACAUGUUUGUUAUGCAGAUUCACGGACAACGAAUUUCACCCGUCUCACAUCUCCACCAUCGGAGUGGACUUCAAAAUGAAGACACUAGUAAUAGAUGGUAUCAAAGUGCGGAUACAGAUAUGGGACACUGCAGGCCAGGAAAGGUACCAGACCAUCACUAAACAGUACUACAGACGAGCACAGGGAAUCUUCCUGGUGUAUGAUAUCACAAGUGAGCGAUCGUUCCAACACAUCAUGAAGUGGGCCAGUGACGUGGAUGAGUAUGCUCCCGACAAGGUCCAGAAGAUCCUCGUAGGGAACAAGUCGGAUGAGGUGGACAAGAGGCAGGUGGCCACAGAGCAAGGUAUCAAGCUGGCCAAAGCUUACGGAAUGGACUUCUUUGAGACAAGUGCCUUCACCAACCAUAAUAUAACAGAGACUUUCACACGAUUGGCUGAGCAGGUGCUGGCAGCCAAUAAAAAGGACCUGGAUCUUCUCCGGAUGUCCAUUAACGACGAGCUUAAUCUUGCUGCUCUGGAGGAAGAGGAGGGACUCUGCGACAGUGCGGCUGGUGACCAAGGCAAAGGCUGCGCUGUCUCUGAUAUGAAUCAUAAGGCUGGGUGCCUUGCACAUCAACAAUGUGAUUGAUUACAUUUGGCCUUCAUUCACCUCUUUAGUAUUUUCCUUCAUGUGGGUGAUUGCACUGAUGUACUCACAGCCUUUCAACCAUCCAAUGCAUCAGAUGUAGUGUAAGAAAUUACCACAAGAGGGUGCUACAUGUAUUGCACACACACACCUGAGAGGUGUUCAGUGUUCAGUGAUGCCAGUACACUGUUUUAUCUUUUCUUUUUUAAUUUUUUGGUGGUAAAUGCAGCUGCAACGGUUACCUUUAAUGGUAUGAAAGGAUUCUAAAUAUAUGCAGCCAUUUUUUUUAUAAUUUUAUUUUAUUGUUACCAUGCAAAUGUCGGCCACACAGACACAGGUUUUGCAGCUUGUAAUAUAAUCCCUUGUAGGGCCACACGCACACUCUGAUAAUUUGCAGUGAGGUGGUUAACCGUGGGAAACAUUGAGAGCAAAGUUAUUUCAUUUCCUUGUAGCAAAACGGAAGGUAUUUUUCAUCAUUUUAUAGUCUUUGUUUAUAGCAGACAGUAUGCUGUAGUACAGAUAGUUUGAUAACUGCCCAUUGCAUGUACAUAUCAGGUUUUUCAGAUCAUCAUAGACUGAUAGAAUCAUGAGCAUACACCAUGAAUAUAAUGUAUUACCAUUAGGGGGCUGUAUAAAAAAAAGUCCACAGUGAUAUAGAUGGUCUGAAAUAUUCCGUCUGUGAAUAUAACAAUGUCUUGGUCAUUAUGUCCUUUUCUCACUGUUUUGUACAGAGUCCAGUGGAGAUGCCAUUUCUUUUUUUUUUCCCCCAGACUUAACAAGUGACAAGCAAGAGUUUUGCAUGUGAUCCACUCUUUUUUUUCUCCUCUUUCUUUUAUUGCAACUUCAAUGAAGUUAAUAAUCAUCUGACCGUGUUAUAAGAAGAGCAUUUGACCAGAGUUGCCUGUUGGAGACUUACACAGAAUGAACAUCUUAGGACUAACUUUGGCUACAUUUCUUUUGCAAUUUAUUAUGACUAAAUGCUACUCAAAACAGUUGUUAAUGUGUGCAAUGUGUGAAAUGGCAGUAUGUUGUGUUGAAUGAUGUGCUGGACUAAGCUCUAGAUACACAAUGUAUCUGUGUUGUUUUCAAGAACUUUUUUUUGUUGCCCCUCUUUCUUUUAGACUACUUUAAUUGUAUUUGUGGAAAUAUAUUACAUGCAACAUGUAAAAUGCAACAUGUUAUUAUUGGAGAGAAGAUGUCAGAUGUUUAUGAGUAAAUA
Molecule: messenger RNA, 2122 nt
Organism: Thunnus maccoyii (southern bluefin tuna)
Lineage: Eukaryota; Metazoa; Chordata; Actinopteri; Scombriformes; Scombridae
Gene: rab15
Product: RAB15, member RAS oncogene family
Exons: 8
Coding region: 217-906 (229 amino acids)
Biological process (GO): Rab protein signal transduction
Molecular function (GO): GTPase activity; GTP binding
Source: RefSeq, a predicted model, not a curated record